GCCGAGGCUAAAGUAUUCAAGUCACGCCACAUGUCGGCAAAAAGACGAGAAAUGGCAUUUUUGAGGUCAGUGGUGACGACAAAAACAGCAGCCACAGUCACGAUUCCGGCCGUCUUCUCUCUAUCCUCUCCUUCUCACUCUUCUGUGUCUUUCCCAAGCCUGCCCAGAAACUCUUCUUCUUCAAAGUCUCUCGCUUUUUUCUCAAAUAAUUCUAUUAGAGGACUCGCAAAAUCGUGUCUUGUGAAGGGUUUUGAGAACCCAUCUUCUGCUGUUGCUGAAAUGGAUCCGAAACCAGCGGCGCAGGACGGUGUCGUUUUACCGGAGCUACUGACUGAGUUUAUGGUGGAUAUGUCAUGUGAGGGCUGUGUAAAUUCGGUCAAAACUAAGUUGCAGACUGUUGAAGGGGUUAAAAAUGUGGAUGUUGACUUGGCAAAUCAAGUUGUACGUGUUCUUGGGACCUCACCUGUGAAAAUCUUGACCGAAUCCUUGGAGCAGACAGGUCAGAAAGCCAGAUUAAUUGGGCAAGGAGUACCAGAAGAUUUUCUAGUUUCAGCUGCCGUUGCUGAAUUUAAAGGUCCAUCGGUAUUUGGAGUUGUUCGUCUAGCCCAAGUGAACAUGGAACUGGCUCGUAUAGAAGCCAACUUCAGUGGUUUGCCACCUGGGGAGCACGGCUGGUCCAUCAAUGAAUUUGGUGAUUUGACCAAAGGUGCCGCAAGCACAGGAAAAGUGUUCGAUCCAAAAAAAGAUGAAAAACAGCCCCUCGGUGACCUGGGAACAUUAUCCGCCAAUGAAAAUGGCGAGGCCUUCUUUUCUGGAGCCAAAGAGAAGCUGAGAGUUGUGGAUCUGAUUGGACGGUCCAUAGUGGUUUAUGGGAAUAAAGAUAAGUCGGAUGAAGGCAUUGCUGCUGCAGUUGUUGCGAGAAGUGCGGGAGUUGGUGAGAACUACAAAAAGCUUUGCACUUGUGAUGGCACCACUAUUUGGGAAGCAACCAAUGCAGAUUUUGUCAAUAGCAAGGUUUGAGCACCAUGAUCUUGGGGUUUAGUUUAUGUAUUGUAUCAUUACAAAGAAAUUUCUAUGAAACAGAAAUAAAAGGUGGGGAUCUCAAAUGCAUGUGCUAACAGUUUAUUAAUCUAUUUGGUUGUACUCAGCUACAGAAAUCUCGAAUAACUAAUAGUAUAAUUGAUAUAAUGGAAUGAAGUUCGAUUCUGCAAUGAAAUGAGUUAGAAGAAUGAAAUGAUUAUGCUUAAGGAAUGAUUUUUUUUUUUUCAUUGACGUGUCUGGUAUGCAGAAUGAGUAAGA
This is a messenger RNA of Striga asiatica, 1299 nucleotides long. The record is from the annotation of a GenBank genome assembly. NCBI's taxonomy places the organism in Eukaryota, Viridiplantae, Streptophyta, Magnoliopsida, Lamiales, Orobanchaceae.